AUACACUCUGCACACUCUAAAAACCACGCCCAUUUAUCACUUUCUUCAAAAAGAAAAAAAAAAAGAAAAAAAAAGGAGGGGCUUUCUUGAUCUCAUCAAUGGCGUCCAGGAAGACGUUCUUCCUCUCUAAACCCAGCUACAUGUACCCCACCUCGGAGUCUAACAACCCAUCCACUACCACCGAUCAUUUUGAGCUGGACGAAGCUGAUCUCUGGAGCAGUUUCAACGAAAUGACCCAGGAGGGGAAAAAACAACAAUUACCCACUCUACGUUCGUCCAAGAAACACACCAGAACUGGUGAUUUGAGCGACCGGGUGGCGGCGUCGUCGGUGCCGAUGAACGUACCGGACUGGUCCAAGAUUCUGAAAGGGGAGUACAGGGAUCACAAAAACAGAGACAGCGACGAUGAUGGAGACGACGCCGACGAUGGAGACGAGGAUCACGACGGGCGGGUUCCGCCACACGAGUACCUGGCGCGGAGGAGAGGAGCGUCGUUUUCGGUUCAUGAAGGGAUAGGACGUACUCUCAAGGGCAGAGAUUUAAGUCAGGUGAGGAACGCGAUUUGGAAGAAAACAGGAUUUGAAGAUUAAAGAGUAACAGCAGAGGGAGGAGUACGAAGUGGCAGAAAUUUCUGGCAAUUUUUAUAUGCCAUAGUGUUAGCUAAUAUGAAUCAUGCAUGAUGUGCGAAGUCUCUAACUUUGCCUUCCAUGGAUUGUUGAGUUUUGGAGUAUUAUCUAUCCUCUAGUUUUGGUGUUUUGAAAUUCAUCAGAGGAUUGUUUUGGGUUAAUGUAAGUUAAUUAUGUAACUAUUGAUAAUUAAUGAGAUUUUAGGAG
Rubroshorea leprosula is the source of this 833-nucleotide messenger RNA. NCBI's taxonomy places the organism in Eukaryota, Viridiplantae, Streptophyta, Magnoliopsida, Malvales, Dipterocarpaceae. The record is from the annotation of a GenBank genome assembly.